CGCCCCCUCUUUACUGACCUUCCCCGUUUCCUUUCGCCGACCCUCGGCACUAUCAGUAUGGCAGCAGCGACGGUUACGGAUACUGUCGCAAUAGGCAAGGAGGGAUCAGAGCCCUCCGUUCAAUCGUUGCCGGUCUCGUUGCAGGGCAGCCGAGCCACGCUAAGCUUCGACCAAUCCCUCUUCUGGCUCACCAAGUCCGGCGGCAGUACCAGCAGUAGCAGCAGCAAGGCCCACGUCAAUGACCCGAGCUCGGCCUUCACCUGCGUACCUCUUGACCUAGUGCUCAACGCCUCCUUCGUCGAAGACUCGGACGGGGGCUCGCUCUUCAUCCGGCUGUUGGCUCCACCAUCUCAUCAGUCAAAUCCACUCCUCCCUUUUGGCAAGGUCAAGUCAGCAGCAAGCGAAGUGGCGGCAGUCCAAAGGUCCUUUGGCCCUACUACAGGCUCCACCACGCCGAAAGUCCGCUCCGAGCGCCUGCUCCACCAGUUAGAAGGUCCAUGUCAGAAGCUGAAGCUUCUCAAAAUCGAGGCGAGGGCUUCAACAGAUGCAGGCUCCGCCCUUCAGUGGGUUGAGGAGCUCAUGGCUCGGUCGUAUCGGGAUGUCAAGCCGUAUCGUCGACUCAAAGUCCUCGUCAAUCCAGUUGGAGGUCCAGGCAAAGCGCGUCAGCUGUUUCAGACAAGAGUGAGACCGAUCCUGGAAGCUGCAGGCUGCAAGCUCGAUGUACAGGUCACCGCACGGGUCAACCACGGUACAGAUAUCGCCAAAGAACUCGUCCUCGAUCAGUAUGAUGCGGUGGUCCUGGUAUCCGGAGACGGACUCGCGCACGAGGUACUCAAUGGCUUUGCACGCCGAGCCGAUGCGGCCCAGGCGCUCAGGAUGCCAAUGUGCCCUAUCCCGACUGGCAGUGGGAACGCGCUCGCUGUCAACCUGCUAGGCGCAGAGCAUGGUUUCAACCUGGCAUUUGCGUCCCUCAACGCCAUCAAGGGCAGGUCUCUGCCGCUGGACGUUUGUGUGGUCACUCAGCCAAAGGCAGUCGAUCGAUCAAAGAAGAGCUUGUCCAGAAAGACGCCUUCCGCAGUCAGUCAAACUCAAGCUACGAAUCUGGAAGUGGAGCCCUCUACUGCUCAGACAGACGCAACGGCAACACCCCUUGCCUCGGCUCCUGAUUUGCCAUACGACCAGUACUACUCAUUGGUAAGUCAGGCAAUUGGCCUCAUGGCCGACAUCGACCUGGGUACCGAGCAUCUGCGAGCUAUGGGAGACACUCGCUUCGUGCUGGGCUACAUACAAGGUGUCAUCGCAAAUAAGAAGUGCCCCAUCGACAUCGAUGUCAAGCUCGGCAGAAAGGGGAGCAAGGACAAGCAGGAGAUGAGGGAAAAGGUCACAAAGUUCAACGAAAGAGGUCAAUGGAGUGAAGACGCGAUCGAGACGAAUGGUACAUCAACACGCGAAGAGUUGGCGUCAGAGAUGCCUGCUCUUCGGCAUGGCGUGGUGACAGACAAAUUGGAGGAGGACGGCAAGCCUCUGCCCAUACUUUCCGCUCUGGAUCCGUCCUGGCCCCAUAAUAUUCUAUCGAAGUCUGCAGGCUCGCCACAGCCUUCUGUUGAUCCGCCCGCAGAGACGUGGGUUCGCCUUUCAGCGCCGGUCUCAACUCUCUAUGCCGGCAAGAUACCUUUCGUUUCUCGAGACCUCAUGCAAUUCCCCUUUGCACUUCCUGGCGAUGGCACUGUCGAUGUUGCCCUCAUUCUUCAUGAUGGUGGCAGAGCCGCCAAACUACGCGCAAUCAACGAUGCAGAGAGCGGCACAGUGGUCUAUGAUUCUGCAGUCGUCUAUCUCAAAGUAGAGGCCUACCGUGUGACGCCUCGCUUGGCAAGUGGGGACGCGACUUUAAAGAAAGGAGGCCUUGUGUCCAUUGACGGUGGUGAGUGACCUCAUGCUGGCGACGAGAAUGAUCGGAGUAUCUUCUAACCCUUACACGCCUCUUCCCCAGAAUCGCGGCCGUAUGCUCCAUUCCAGGUCGAAGUCUCGCCCGUACAGGCACAUACACUCUCACUUUUCGGACGCUUCAAUGUAGCGCUGCCGAAUGUACCGGAUCCCAACCGCAAUAGCAAAUGACUUGCCGAGCUGGCCCGUCGGUGGCAGCAACCGAAAGCCCCGCCGACACAAUCUUUGCGACCAAUUGUGCCCGUUUGGCAUCACCACGUCGCUCCGCUCGCAAUUGCGCUCGUGCUAUCCAGUCUGUGCUUCUUGUUGCCUCUGGC
Messenger RNA from Microstroma glucosiphilum, 2261 nucleotides. RefSeq lists its product as hypothetical. Gene Ontology annotation, cellular component: intracellular membrane-bounded organelle; cytoplasm; membrane. Bases 58 to 1929 code for a protein of 623 amino acids. The record is from RefSeq and is a predicted model, not a curated record. The transcript is spliced from 2 exons. NCBI's taxonomy places the organism in Eukaryota, Fungi, Basidiomycota, Exobasidiomycetes, Microstromatales, Microstromataceae. Gene Ontology annotation, biological process: sphingosine biosynthetic process.